This is a messenger RNA of Vespula pensylvanica (western yellowjacket), 837 nucleotides long. Its product is annotated as EEF1A lysine methyltransferase 1. Gene Ontology annotation, molecular function: protein-lysine N-methyltransferase activity; nucleic acid binding. The transcript has 4 exons. Lineage: Eukaryota; Metazoa; Arthropoda; Insecta; Hymenoptera; Vespidae. Gene Ontology annotation, biological process: methylation. Bases 163 to 804 code for a protein of 213 amino acids. The record is from RefSeq and is a predicted model, not a curated record.
AUAUAUAUCAAAAUAUUUAUUUUCACCCAUUCAUAAAACAAAUGAUAGAUGAUAUUCUCCAAGUUUGUAGAUUUACAUUACUAAUGUUAUGUGGAACUGUCCUUUUUUCUAAGUAGAAAUAUUCAAUUAAAAAUAUCACACAUAUCAAUCAAUUGAUGGAAAAUGAGCGAAAGUGACGAUGAACUAUCAUUAUGUCCUACGACAAUAUCCGCACUUCAAGAAUUUCUCAAAGAAAAAGAAAAGAGAGAAAAGCAUUUGACAGAUGUAUUUCAAUCAAAUCAAUUAUUAGAUGUAUCAUUUGAAGAAGAUUGGCAAUUAAGUCAGUUUUGGUAUGAUGAAAACACAACAAAUACAAUUGUCAAAGGUGCUAUAAAUUCUACACCUAUAGAUGGAAAAAUAGCAUUAAUUUCCUGUCCAACUUUAUAUACACAGUUAAAAAGAACUUGUGGAGAAAGACAAGUUAUUCUAUUAGAAUAUGAUCCUCGUUUCACAGUAUUUGGAUCAGACUUUAUACUAUAUGAUUAUAAAUUUCCUUUAAAUGUACCUAGAGAUUUAUAUAAUAUUUUUGAUUUAGUCAUAGCAGAUCCUCCUUUUUUAUCCGAUGAAUGUUUAACAAAAAUGGCUGUGACAAUAAAGUUAUUGUCGAAGAACAAAAUUGUACUUUGUACAGGUGCAAUUAUGAUGAAUUUAGUUGAAAGAUUAUUAAAUGCCAAGAAAUGUAAUUUCAUACCAAUACAUAAGAAUAAUUUAGCUAAUGAAUUUUAUUGUUAUUCAAAUUUUGACUUUGAUGAAAUGCUGAAAUGAAAUAAAAUGCUUUAUGUAAAGUUUUACGAUUAA